Messenger RNA from Lasiodiplodia theobromae, 1128 nucleotides. RefSeq names its product Cation-transporting ATPase 4 protein. The record is from RefSeq and is a predicted model, not a curated record. The transcript is spliced from 7 exons. Lineage: Eukaryota; Fungi; Ascomycota; Dothideomycetes; Botryosphaeriales; Botryosphaeriaceae. The coding region runs from base 1 to 1128 and encodes 375 amino acids.
AUGGCGUUGUUUUUGGAUAAUGCGCCGCAUGUGGCCGGCUCCAUCAUCAGCAUCACGAUCCUUGCUUUUACGAUGUAUGGCCUACGAGUGUAUACCAGGCUAAAGGUUGCCGCUUGGGGUAUGGAUGACUGGUGUAUGACUGUGGCUAUUCCGCCUUUCGCUGUACUUUCGGCAUCAUGUAUUGCGGCGGCCUUUAAUGGUGUUGGUGUCCACGCGUGGAGGUUCAAUGACCCUGCUGUUGCACCCUACAUGGAGAUUGGCCUAAAGUGGUUCUUCAUGUUCGAGGUCUUCUACUGCGUUGCCAUCAUCCCGAUCAAGCUCAGCAUUGCGUUCCAGUUGAUUCGCAUUGCAGCGGGCCGGAAGUUCUUUGUGUACAGCCAGUAUGUGGUGGCAGGCAUGUUCACCACCAUGAACCUCAUCGCUGCGCUGUACAUCAUUUUCCAAUGCAAGCCUGUCUCGUAUGCAUGGAACACCAACCAGGACGGAAAGUGCGAGGACGCCAAGAUUCUGACCGACAUCUACUAUGCAACUACGGCCGUCAACAUCGCGACGGAUUGGUUCUGCGCUGCUAUGCCUAUCCCGCUACUUUGGAACGUAAAGCUUAAUCGCAACGCCAAGAUCUCGGUCGCCUGCAUCUUGAGCCUUGGUAUCUUCGCAUCGCUCUCGGCAUGCAUUCGUCUCAAGUACACUGUCAACCUGCAGGCCACCGAUGAUUACCUCUACGCCAUCUCCGAUAUCCUCAUCUGGGGCUACGCUGAGAACGGUAUCGGCGUCAUCGUCGGCUGCGUCGGCACGCUGCGACCGCUGUUCCGCAAGGUGCUGCACCUUGGCUCCGACAGCGACGGCUCGACGCCCAUGAAGUACGGCGGCGCCUCGUCGCGCGGCGACAACUUUCCGAGCAACGCGCGCCGCACCUACGACAAGUUCGACUCGCAGUACGAGCUCGAGGAGGGCAUGGGCCCCUCCAACGACAAGUACGGCGCCCAAGCCCACGAGACCGAGAUCCGCGCCGGCACCGCCAGGACUGGCAGCUUGCCCAGCGACAGCGAUAGCCAGAAGCAGAUCCUGGACGACAGCCAGGGCAACGGCAUCAUGGUUCACAGCCAGGUGCAGAUUUCCAGGGACUAA